Messenger RNA from Pogoniulus pusillus (Red-fronted tinkerbird), 2077 nucleotides. Its product is annotated as melanopsin-like. The record is from RefSeq and is a predicted model, not a curated record. Bases 162 to 1907 code for a protein of 581 amino acids. NCBI's taxonomy places the organism in Eukaryota, Metazoa, Chordata, Aves, Piciformes, Lybiidae. Gene Ontology annotation, cellular component: plasma membrane. Gene Ontology annotation, biological process: phototransduction; G protein-coupled receptor signaling pathway; visual perception. The transcript has 12 exons. Gene Ontology annotation, molecular function: G protein-coupled photoreceptor activity.
CAACAUCACCAUCCUGUUCCUGGUCCUCCUUGUGUCACCACGUGGCCAUCACCCACGAGGCAGACAAAGCCAUCACCAUCAAAAUCAGGAAUUCCUCCAUGGGACUGAAGGAAGCACAGAGCCAGGUCAGAGGCAGUCAGCUGCUUCGCUUACUUCAAUGAAUGUUUUGUCAUCACUCUGCAAAGGAGGGUUUGAACAUGGGCACCCAGCCACACACUGCAGCCAAGGCAGAGAUCCCUGACCAUGUCCUCUACACCGUGGGAACUUGUGUGCUCAUUAUUGGCUCCAUUGGCAUCAUUGGAAAUCUCCUGGUCCUCUAUGCAUUUUACAGCAACAAGAAGCUGAGGACACCCCAAAACUACUUCAUCAUGAACUUAGCUGUGAGUGACUUGCUGAUGUCAGCUUCUCAGGCACCCAUCUGCUUUAUCAACAGCUUGCACAGGCGAUGGAUACUCGGAAACAUAGGCUGUAACCUGUAUGCUUUCUGUGGGGCACUCUUUGGCAUCACCUCCAUGAUGACUCUCUUGGCUAUCUCUCUGGACCGUUACCUGGUGAUCACCAACCCUCUGCAAUCCAUGCAGUGGACUUCAAAGAGAAGAACCUUGCAGGUCAUCGCUCUCGUCUGGCUCUACUCGCUGGGAUGGAGCGUGGCUCCACUCUUGGGCUGGAGUUCCUAUGUGCCUGAGGGCCUGAUGAUAUCCUGUACAUGGGACUAUGUGACCUACUCCCCUGCAAACAGAAGCUACACCAUGAUUUUAUGCUGCUGUGUGUUUUUUAUCCCCCUGAUUAUAAUAUUCCAUUGCUAUUUAUUUAUGUUCCUGGCCAUAAGACGCACUGGCAGAGAUGUUCAGAGGCUGGGCUCCUGCAGCAGGAGAUCCUACCUCUCUCAGUCCAUGAAGAACGAAUGGAAACUGGCAAAAGUGGCUUUCGUGGUCAUCGUUGUCUACGUCUUGUCCUGGUCUCCCUAUGCCUGUGUCACCUUGAUUGCUUGGGCAGGCCGAGGCCACACCCUGACACCGUACUCCAAGUCUGUGCCAGCAGUCAUUGCCAAGGCCUCUGCCAUCUACAACCCCAUCAUAUAUGCCAUCAUCCACCCAAGAUACAGGAAAACCAUCCACAAUGCUGUUCCCUGCUUGAGGUUCUUGAUACGGGUGUCAGAUAACGACCUCCUGAGAGGCUCUUUGAAUGAGUCAUCGUUCAGGACCUCUCUCUCCAGCCAUCACUCUCUAGCUGGCAGGACCAAGAGCACUUGCAUUGCAUCAGUUUCCACUGGAGAAGCUGUCACUGACUACAGAGUGAUGCAACACGUGCCCAGCUGUGAUGACCUCACCAGCUGCAGAAUACCCAGGCUGUCCUUGCAGUACGAGACAUGGAGUGAUGUAGAGCUUGACACUGUGGAGCCAGCUCAUAGGAAGCUGCAGCCUCGCCGAAGCCGCUCGUUCUCAACAAGCUGGAGACAGGAGAAGAAAGAUCUGCUCCCAAAGACCUGCAGCUGCGAUGCAGAGAGGGCAGAAAAGGUUUCGCUCUCCUCCAGCUGCUUGGAGAAGGUGCUUGAGCAGCCAGUGGUACACAGCCUGCCAGAGACACUCGUGACCUGCUCCCUGAGGACAGCUUCUCUGCCUAUUGGGUUGAACAGCCACGGUGUCAGCAGAGGAGGAGACUCAGAUGCUUUGCAGAGGGUGCCUAAGGAAAGCCUCGCUCCCGGACUGCUGGGCUCCGUCGUCACCAGCGCAGUCCCUCGCAUUGUCAUCGUUCCUACCUCUGACACCAACCUCCUUCAGGAGGAGCUGAAAGAGGAAGAGACCCAAUUGCUCCACUUUCACAACAAAACCAGCAGUCUUCUGGACUUGGAAGGGCUUGGCUCAUCCAUGGAUUUCCGUGAUGUGAUUGAGAAAUUCCUGUCCUAAGUUUGCCACGAGAAGACUUUGCACUGAUUCUGUUCUUGGCAUCCUCUGCUUCCUUACAGCAAAUAACCAAAGCCUUGUAGGUGAGGCCAUCAGGAGUGUUUGUGUGCUCAGAUCAUAGUAUCACAGUAUCAUCAAACAAACUCACUGCCUGCAGAGGAGGACCAAAAGUA